GGUUAUCACGGCUCACGUUUCACAUUGAAAACUCAUUUCGGUGAUGAAAUGGCGAAGUGGAAUCCCCGUUCUGAUGGACUUCUCUAAAAAUGGACAGCGAGGGCCAAGCUUGUUUCUAUUCCGGGAGGCAGAGCUGACGAGACCCAACAGAUGCAGCCACUGGAAUGCGACAGAGACAGGGGGCAGGCACAGCUGACUCUCACCAUUAGCCAGGAGUCCUGUGGGAUCCCACUCCGGGGCACGAAAGCGGCAGCGACGCUUCGGCACACGGGCACGCCCAGGGUCUCACACUCGAAGUGACCCCUCUCCUGGAGGCUUUCUCCAGAGGCAGGCUUGAGAACAGGAAUGAUUUUUCUUUCAAGUCAACGCUUUUGCAUGGACUGGCCCAAUGACAGGGAGCUCUUGACUGCGACAGCGGUGUGGCUAACAUGGCACCCAAAAAGAAGGCUAUCAAAAAGAACAAAGCGGAGAUCAAUGAGAUGACUAUCAUCGUAGAAGACAGCCCCCUAAGCAAGUUGAAUGCUCUAAAUGGGCUCCUAGAGGGAGGCAACAGCCUUAGCUGUGUUUCUUCUGAACUAACAGACACUUCCUACGGCCCCAACCUCCUGGAAGGCUUAAGUAAAAUGCGGCAAGAGAGCUUCCUCUGUGACUUAGUCAUUGGUACCAAAACCAAAUCCUUUGAUGUUCAUAAAUCGGUGAUGGCUUCAUGCAGUGAAUACUUUUACAACAUCCUGAAGAAGGAUCCAUCAACGAAGAGGGUAGACCUCAAUGACAUCGCCCCUUUAGGCCUAGCCACAGUGAUUGCAUAUGCGUACACGGGAAAGCUGACCCUCUCUCUAUACACAAUAGGGAGCAUCAUUUCUGCUGCUGUGUACCUUCAGAUCCACACCCUCGUAAAGAUGUGCAGUGAUUUUCUGAUACGAGAGAUCAGCGUUGAGAACUGCAUGUAUGUUGUUAACAUCGCUGAAACAUAUUGCCUGAAAAACGCAAAAGCAACAGCCCAGAAAUUUAUCCGGGAUAAUUUCAUUGAAUUUGCGGAAUCAGAACAAUUUAUGAAGCUUACGUUUGAACAGAUUAAUGAGCUUCUCAUAGACGAUGACUUACAAUUGCCUUCUGAGCUGGUGGCGUUCCAGAUUGCAAUGAAAUGGCUAGAAUUUGACCCAAAGAGAGUGAAACAUGCAGCAGACCUUUUAAGUAACAUUCGAUUUGGUACCAUUUCUGCACAAGACCUGGUCAAUUAUGUUCAGACUGUCCCAAGAAUGAUGCAAGAUGCUGAUUGUCAUAAACUGCUUGUGGACGCCAUGAACUAUCACUUGCUACCUUAUCAUCAAAACACGUUGCAAUCUAGGCGAACAAGAAUUAGAGGUGGCUGCCGAGUUCUCAUCACUGUUGGGGGACGCCCUGGCCUGACUGAGAAGUCCCUCAGUCGAGACAUUUUGUAUAGAGACCCUGAAAAUGGAUGGAGCAAACUUACGGAAAUGCCAGCCAAGAGUUUUAACCAGUGUGUGGCUGUGAUGGACGGAUUCCUUUAUGUAGCUGGCGGUGAGGACCAGAAUGACGCAAGAAACCAAGCGAAGCACGCGGUCAGCAAUUUCUGCAGGUACGAUCCUCGCUUCAACACCUGGAUCCACCUGGGCAGCAUGAACCAGAAACGCACGCACUUCAGCCUGAGCGUCUUCAACGGGCUCCUGUACGCGGUGGGUGGCCGCAACGCGGAGGGCAGCCUGGCUUCGCUGGAGUGCUACGUGCCCUCCACCAACCAGUGGCAGCCCAAGGCGCCGCUCGAGGUGGCACGCUGCUGCCACGCCAGCGCCGUGGCCGACGGCCGCGUGAUCGUGACGGGCGGCUACAUCGGCAGCGCGUACUCGCGCUCCGUGUGCGCCUACGACCCCGCGCACGACGCGUGGCAGGAGCUGCCCGAGCUGAGCACGCCGCGAGGCUGGCACUGCGCGGUGGCGUUGGGCGACCGGGUGUACGUGAUGGGGGGCAGCCAGCUGGGGCCGCGCGGGGAGCGCGUGGACGUGCUCACGGUGGAGAGCUUCAGCCCCGCAGCGCGCCAGUGGAGCUUCGUGGCGCCGCUGCCCGUGGGGGUGAGCACGGCGGGGGUCUCGGCGCUGCACGGCCGCGCGUACCUGCUGGGCGGCUGGAACGAGGGCGAGAAGAAGUACAAGAAAUGCAUCCAGUGCUUCAACCCUGAGCUCAACGAGUGGACAGAGGACGACGAGCUGCCCGAGGCCACCGUGGGCGUGUCGUGCUGCACACUGGCCAUGCCCAACAGCGUGUCCCGCGAGUCACGGGCCAGCUCGGUGUCCUCCGUGCCGGUCAGUAUCUGAACGCAUAGCUUCCCAGAGGCUCAUGGUCAAACUGUGAGUGGGCCACAAGGAAAAUACACACCACUUACUACAGUGAUGGUGAUUCAAAUUGAUCUAGAGGAAUGUCUGGGCGGCUCUAAAUUCUUAGUUUGGCAUCAUCUACCUCAGUCUUUCCCCACCUCCCAACAAAAUAGAGGGCUGUAGGCAACAGAGGAAGCAAUUUCGACCUGCAGCCACUGGGUGGCAAACGGAGUUUGUUGCAGGCACUCUUCCAAGGAGCAUGCUUCCUGAAUUCAUAGCUGAGAUUUUCUUUCCUACACGGGAAACUUACGUGACUAUGCAAUUCCCUAUUCAAAGGUGUAUUUUCCUCUCAGGUCCUUUUGGGGGAAUGGAAAAUACUCCUUUCAGUUUUUCAAAAUUGUCUAUAUCUAUAAACACUUAAUUUUAUAUUUCAACAUAAAAAUGUCUGUCUCCUUA
Molecule: messenger RNA, 2789 nt
Organism: Peromyscus maniculatus bairdii (prairie deer mouse)
Lineage: Eukaryota; Metazoa; Chordata; Mammalia; Rodentia; Cricetidae
Source: RefSeq, a predicted model, not a curated record